Molecule: messenger RNA, 1386 nt
Organism: Naegleria gruberi
Lineage: Eukaryota; Heterolobosea; Eutetramitea; Acrasida; Naegleriidae
Exons: 1
Coding region: 1-1386 (461 amino acids)
Source: RefSeq, a predicted model, not a curated record
AUGAAACGAUCCUUACAAGAUACUGCUUCACACAACAAGAACAAGAAAAACAAAUCCGAUCAAAAUGCAACCACAGGACCAGUCAUAAUUUCUCUCGAUAUACAUCACAAAUCGAAACUUCUUCCUAUUCGAAUCCAAGAUGUUCCCCAAGCUUUGAAAAUUGAAAUGAUAAUGAAACCGAUAUUCGAAACUUUUCACUUGAAACCUUCACACUUUCAUCAUGACGUUGAAAAUUCCAACAUAGAAAAUUCUGAUAACGAAAAUUCAGAUUCAGAUGAACAAGACGAAAGUAAUCAAGAAGACGAAACUAGUGAUUCAGAUUUGGAAGAUGAAAGUGAUGAAGAAAACCCAAUGAAAAAACAUUCCAAGAAUUCACCCUUUCUAAAUUUUCGAAAUUCAUUGAAUUGGAAACGAGACGAAAAGUUUAUUAUUCAAGAAAUUCUCAAACUCAAAGACGAAAACAAGUUAAUUAGAAUUGCAAAAGUGCUCAACUUGUGGGAGAACAAACAAUUUGUGUUAAAAGCUGUGGAAAAUUGGAAAUUGAUUUAUUGGAUAUUUGAGAAUAUUCCUGAGGAUAGAGAUUUGAUUUUGAAAGCUCUGGAAACAAGCAAAUCGUAUAAUGGAACUGAAGAAAUAUUGAAAUGGUCAGCUAUUGCAAGGAAUGACAAGGAAAUUUUGAUGAAAGCAGCUCAAUAUGAUGGAAUUGCUGUCAGAUUUCCUUCACAAGAUUUGAGAAAUGACAAGAAAUGGUUCAGAGAAUUUGUUUUACAAUGCGUGAAAACCAAAGGAACUGUUUUAGAAUAUUUAUCAGAAGAAUUUAACAGAGAUGAGGAAAUUGUAAUGAAAGCUGUUAAGCAAAAUGGAAUUUCUCUUGAAUUUGCAUCACACGAAUUGAGAAACCAUAGAGAAAUAGUUAUGAAAGCACUUCAAUCGAAUGGAAUGGCAUUUGAAUAUGCAUCUAUUGAGCUACAAAAUGAAAAGGAAAUAGUUUUACAAACUCUAAACAGUUAUAGAUACUACUCUGGUUCUGUAAUUGAUAUAAUCAGAGGUUCAUUUUGCAGUAAUGACAGAGAUGUCAUGUUUGAAGCUGUCAAACAAGAAGGCAUGGCUCUGGAAUAUGCUUCCUUAAUAUUGAAAAAUGACAGAGAUUUGGUGUUACGAGCUGUGCAACAAGAUGGAAACGCAAUUCAAUUUGCAUCCGAUGAAUUGAAACGUGAUCGAGUGAUUAUUUUAGAAGCCAUCAAGUCAGAUGCCAAGAAUCGAACAAAACGGCCAUCAUUUAAGAUUUUGGCGUUUGAGUUCAUUCCUAAAGAAGUUCAAAGUGAAUUCAUUGAAAUAGCUCGUGCAUUGUAUAAAGAUGUAUUUAAGGUUGGAGGUUGGUGGUAG